UCUCUUCUCAACCCUUCUGUGGGCAGUAUUCUUGGGAUACCUGCCAUUUUCUAUAACUUUCAAGGCAUAUUUCUUCGGAUCUAUGGCUGUCGUUGCCGUGUGCACAGAUUUCUGGGGCAUAUUAUUGAAUGCGACGAUGCUUAUUCGCCUUCGCGACAAUGUCAAGUACCCUUCCUUCGGAAAAGCUUGCAGAAAUCUCAUUCAAAACAAGCGUUUCUCCUCGAUCGCUUCUUUGACGGGAGCUACCACCGGGGUCCGCAUCCUCUACCUCACGAGCAACAACCUCAUACCUUUCUUUGGCACGUUUAUCUUGCCCCUACUUGUGCAAAAAUGCACGGUGCGGCAAGUAGGGGUGGCGUGGGAACAGCAGAUGGACAUGUCCUUGGCUGUCGGCAUCAACGAGCGCUUGGGCUAUCCUACCUCGAGCAUGGCAGAUGGGGGGUCCGAUCACCGGUCACAACGCCUUAUAGUGCUCUACGGCAGUCAGACUGGCACCGCGCAAGAUCUGGGGGAAGAACUCGCAAGGAAGGGCAGACGGCGAGGCUUCAGUCCCGUUGAACUCCAGGCAUGGGAUGAUUAUGACGUGACACGUCUGCCGGAGGAGACCCUAUUGCUUGCUGUUGUGAGCACGACAGGAGACGGUGAAGAGCCGGACAACAUGCGAAAGUCGUGGCGUUUUUUGUUGCGCAAGGCUUUGCCAGCUGGGUCGUUGGGGAGGCUACGCUUUGGCACUUUUGGUCUUGGCGAUUCCACUUACCCUAAAUUCAACGCAGUCGCCCGUCGUCUCCACACACGGCUCAAACAGUUAGGGGCCAAGCCGUUGGUUGAAAUCGGAUUAGGCGAUGAUCAAAGCCCCCGCGGAGUGCUCGGAGACUUCGAUACAUGGUGCCAGUCCAUGUGGCCGGCCCUUCACGCCUUAUGUCCAGGGGUCUUACUUCCUCCCGACGUGAACCGCCCAGCGUUGGAGCCCCUUAUCUAUGACUGCCAAGUUGUGGAGAUAUGUACCGGGGGGGCGGGAGAUGAUGUGGGUGACGCAGCCGCCCUUGGACAUCGCGCAGCUCCUAACUAUCCCAAUGCUCAAGAGGGGGAGGAGGAAGACCUUGAUGACUUGCCCGCCUUUUACCAGAGGCCUUAUGGAGCCCGCAAUCCCGGACCACGGCCUUUUCCAGCCCGACUUCUGGUCAACAAGCGCUUGACGCCCGACGACUGGUUCCAAGAGACUCGGCAUCUGGAGUUCGACCUGGGAGGGUUCCUUGAGGGGGCGGGACAGGGGCGGGACGAGGACAAAUGCGGCGGCCCCCAAGGGACACGGCAGGAGCGACAACCCUACCAGGCGGGUGACGUGGCCUACCUGUAUCCAGAAAACCGUCCGAACGCGGUCUCUGCGUUCCUGCGCCUCUGCAACCUCCACCCCCAGACCAUCCUUCGGAUUCGCCACCACCCGGAGGGAAAGGCCCUGACAGACCUUUCAGGGCCCGGCGAUGUGCCCUCCGAAUGCCGGGCUGCCACCCUCUUUCGCCGUUACCUGGACAUUAACGCGGUGCCCAAGCGGGCCGUGCUCGAGCAGCUGGCCUUGCUGGCCGAGAACCCCGAAGAAAGGGACAAGCUUCUGGAGCUCUCCUCGCCCGAGGGCGCGGAUCUCUACCACGAGUACUGCUACCGGGAAAAACGAUCCGUCGGCGAAGUUCUGCAAGAUUUCCCCUCCGUUCGUCCCUCCCUCUCCCGCCUCCUCUCCCUCCUUCCCCGCCUCCGUCCUCGCGCCUUCAGCAUCGCCUCCUCCUCCCACCCCCUUGGUCCCUCCCCCAACCAGCUCCAUCUCUGUGUCGCAGUCGUCGCUUUUCGUACCCCUUACAAACGCCAUCGCCAAGGCUUGUGCUCGAGCUACCUGGCGUCGCUGUCCCCCGGGAAGCGGGUGCCCCUGUGGAUCAGGCCUGGGUCGUUCCUCCUGCCCCCUGAUCCGCGGACUCCCUUGAUCAUGGUGGGCCCGGGCACGGGCGUGGCCCCUUUCAAGGCCAUGGUGGAAGAGCGAGCGGCCCAGCGGAAAGCCAUGGCGUCCGCAGCAAACGGGAGGCACGACGUGGGAGGGAAAGCGAACGUGGAAGGCGAAGGAAGCGUGGUCUCGAACAGGCCUCCACCCUACGAAUGGCUGUUUUACGGGUGUCGGAAGGAAAAAGUGGAUUUCUACUACCGGAAAGAACUGGAGGGGUACACCCGGGAAGGAAAGGGAGGGGAUGAGGAAGGAAGAGGGGAGGGAGGGCUUGUGCUGGUGACGGCUUUCUCCCGGGACCGGGCUGACGGGAGCAAGCUUUAUGUGACACACCGGCUCCAGGAAGAGGGGCCGCGGCUGUGGCCCUUGUUGGCGGGGGAGGGGGGACCGGGGUUGGACCCGGUGACAAACAAAGAAUUGGCCUCCUUUUUCGUGGCGGGUUCGGCAAAACGGAUGCCGACGGACGUGCUGAACACCCUCAAGGGCGUGGCGGCGACAGAGGGGAGGCUGGAAGGGAAGGAGGCGGGGCAGUUCUUGGACGGCUUGGUCCGGGCGCGCCGGUACUGCGUGGAGUCGUGGUCGGUGUGA
Nannochloropsis gaditana CCMP526 is the source of this 2575-nucleotide messenger RNA. RefSeq names its product nadph dependent diflavin oxidoreductase 1. Gene Ontology annotation, cellular component: cytosol. The coding region runs from base 83 to 2575 and encodes 830 amino acids. The transcript has 4 exons. The record is from RefSeq and is a predicted model, not a curated record. Gene Ontology annotation, molecular function: FMN binding; flavin adenine dinucleotide binding; NADPH-hemoprotein reductase activity.